Molecule: messenger RNA, 4410 nt
Organism: Colletotrichum siamense
Lineage: Eukaryota; Fungi; Ascomycota; Sordariomycetes; Glomerellales; Glomerellaceae
Exons: 1
Coding region: 1-4410 (1469 amino acids)
Molecular function (GO): ATP binding; ATP-dependent chromatin remodeler activity
Source: RefSeq, a predicted model, not a curated record
AUGGCUGAUGUCCCUGGCUUUCGACAAACACUCGUAUCUGUCGAUAACAGCACCGAGCUUAUCGGCGAUCUCAGCCACGAAGUCAAUGGCAACUUCAUAUUCACAGACCGUUGCGCAACUCCAGGUGGAUUGCUUUACGUCCGAGACGAUCAAGCUUCGAAGCGCAUCUACCAUAUCAAGCACGUCGAGCCCGGUAAGGCUACCGAUAAAGACUUAUGGGUUAUCACCGACAAUAUUCGCAAGCUGGAACCUGAUCAGCACAGAGAAAUUGUCACGGCCUUCGACAAAGGUUACAGCCAUCCCUGUGGCGACAGCAGCUUCGAUAGUGCUCGGCACAUUCAAGCCCACCUUCCUGGGACUUGGAUACCCUUGCAUCUAGGUUUUCGGAUCAGUGUAACCGAGAAGAGUCCACAUGACAAUGUGGAAUUGAACGACUUCUCCCAGCAGACGUUCGAGCCUGACUCUUGCGGAAUUUCCCAGCCCGCCAUUCAACUCCGACUGAAUGUCAAAGAUAUCCACUUUCCUACGCCGUCUCUCCCGGUGAUUUGGAAUGGAGCUAUGGUUGGAGGAGAGGAGCCUUGGGUGCCUGUCGCCGACCACCGGUCCAAGGAGGCUCUCGAGCUUGUUGCCUAUGCUCUGAACAAAGUCACCCCUGAGGAAGGUCACCGGCUGGCAGUUGAUGGAGUUCGGCUUUCCUUGCGUCCCGAUGAGGAGUGCUCCACCUGUCCCGUCGGAAAAUCGCAGAUUCACAACGUUAUCAAUGACGAUGGCACGAUUGACCGAUACGAAGAUCAACAGGCCGCUGCCGAGAUCAACCGCAAUGAGAAUAACAGGAAGCCUCCGUUCAACAUCGAAGCGUGGCUUCAACAAAGCUAUUGCAACCCGUCUCCCUGGUUGCUUCUCAAUAUGCGCAUCGAUAUCAACCCAAUGUCGCUAAUUCACCGCGCUUUGGGUUACAUCACAAGAGAUGCCACCACAAUGUCGGCGGCUUGCAGAUCGGCAUUCGGCACUGGUUCAUUUCAAGUGCAGUUCGCGUUCCGAGACCCGAGCCUGAAGAGCUUGGUCCCGUUCAGCCAGAGUUUGCAACCGACAUCGAGCAUCAACCACGUCAACAAGAUCCAGCCCCCGUCGUUUCCAAAGAAUUUAAGGCUGAGAGAUGACCAGCUCGCUGCCGUCAACUGGAUGCUGGAACGAGAGAGCGGAAAGGACGGAUUUACAGAGAUCGAGAUUGAGGAGACUCUGUUGCCAUCCGUGAACGUGCGGAUGUACGGGGUAGCCCAGGUCCAGAACUGCACGCGAGGAGGUGUCCUGGCACACGACAUCGGCUAUGGCAAGACCAUCAUCACCUUGGCUUUGAUUGAUUACAAGCUCGGCGAGCCCCAAGACACCAUCGAAUCGAUAAAGGAGCGCUACCGGUUGGUGAAUGGCAACCGCUUGUUGCACCUGAAGGCAACUCUGGUCAUGGUCCCCCAUCAUAUCAUUACUCAGUGGGCGUCCGAGGCCAGAAGAUUCCUCGGUUCUAAGCGAAGAAUCCACGUCAUCCGGAAGGCCACUGAUAUUGAGCGGGAGAAGUUGAUCAAGGCAGACGUUAUUAUUGUCAGCACAGUUGGCCCGACCAAUGACAAGGCCAUGACGGCUCUGGCUGCCGCGGCCGGGCUUCCCAAGCUUGCUAAAGGGACCGAUCGUUCUAAGCAGGAAUGGUACUGCGCAGCGCUGGAGACCUUAAGAAAUGUCGGCUUCGACUUUCAAAACCCAGACGCUACAAGCGAGGAAGAACUGCGGCGUCGUCUUGAAAACCUUAGACUCGCAUCUGAGAGAAUUGCCGAAGAGGCAGCUUUGAACAAUGUCGGCCCAAGUUCUCGAAAGGCCCAGCUUACAACCACAUCGAAGGGAUCCAAGGAGCCAACCAAGGAGCAGCAAGCUGCUGCAGCUGCCGCGACAAAAUCUCAGGAGGAAGUUCCAAAGCUUGGUCUGUUUAAGACAGCACGGUUACUGCAGAUGUGCACUUUUCGCAGAGUCGUCUACGAUGAGUUCUCAUACGAGAACUUUGGCGCUUCGCUGUUUUUCCAGAACGUUAUUGCUUCGUCGAAAUGGAUCCUUUCUGGUACCCCGCCGACUGGCAGUCUCGGUCAGCUCUGCAAGAUCGGCUCGCUGAUCAACUCUCAUGUCGCUCGGGUUGCUCCCACGCCUGGAUACUUUCCCUACGUUACCAAUGGACCCGAGGUAGCUGAGCUGACGCAGGGCGAGGAAUUUCUCGCAUUCCGCGAUUGUGCAUCGGCCCAGUUCGCGCUGGAGCGACACCAGCAGGGACAACGGUUCGUCGAGCAUUUCUUCCGGAAGAACGAGACAGACGUUUCCGACAUUCCCGUCAUUGAACGUAUCGUUCUGUCUACUUUGAACCCUCAAGAGACCAUCAUCUACAACUUGGUCCAGCAAGCUCUCCGCGACGCCAUGUGGCAUGAACAGGGCGUCACCGGUUACUUUGCAAACUUGAUCGAAAACACCCUCAGCAAUGAGAAGGGAAGCCGAGCGGGCCAGAAGGUCACAGGGUCUAAGGAGUCUGCGUACGCAAGCACCAUCGAUGCCCUGAACAUUUUGGCAUCGGUAUCAGCCUCAUACAACGCGUUCAAAUGGAUUCCUGGCAACCAAGCCGUGACCGCAAAUACCAUCACCACGGGGUCGAAUAUGCGGGGCAUGGCUUAUUUCAAUCAUUGUAAAGAAACCCUCUCGUCUUUGAUUGAUUUGAUGAUGUUCCUAGCAAACAUCAUCAAGAAGGACAGCUCGCCUCGGGACGACACUCGCAGCAAGAGGGAGGCUGCUUACAUGGAGCAUAUGCAGAAGCUCAUCGCGAACUUUCGCGCAGCUGAUGGGGGAGCUUUUGGGGACGUGGACUGCAUGCGCAACGUCAGGGAGACUAUCAUUCACAAGAAGCACAUCAACGGCGCCAACUACCGCUACGUCGUGCCUCGGGGUCGUUUGUUGUGGGACGCUGAGAAUUGGGCGAGAGAGAAGGGUGGCCCAGGCCGGUAUGAUCAGACAGAUUGGUGGAAGAUGGCAGAUGUUGACGACAUUCUGGACGAAGAAGUCAGCGGACUGAUGCACCAUCUUCCUCAUAUUUCCCCAGACGAUCCUAUUGACAAGAAGGAUUUUAUCCGACAGCUGGUUGCACUCCAGGAUGACCCGAGAAAACGCAAACGAAUUGCUAGCGCCGUUGGUCUCAAGAAGACAGAUAUCAACGAGAACAUGGACAAGAAGGUCGAGAACUUUUUCAAGGCCAAGGACGAAGACGCCAAAGAUACCAAAGAGACCAAGAAGGCCAAAGAGGCCAAGGAGAAGAAUGAGGGCAAGGCAUUCGAGUUCGGCGUCAAGCUUUCGUCGAAGCGACCAAAAGUCAACACGAAACACACUGUGCGAUCAUCGCUUGUUGACCAGACCCUCGACUGCUUCAUGCUCGUCAUUCAGAGUAUCGAGUCCGGCAUUAUGGUCACAGCUGAUGCAUGGAGAAGAAGUCUGUUCGCCAUGAAGGCUUGCCUGAUCAUGCAUCGCAAUCUUGAGGCCUACGGAGGCUUCGCUGUCGAAUGCAACAAGUGCUCCAACCAGAUCACCGAUCUGAACGAAGGUUUUUUGUCAGUCGCAUGCGGUCAUACGCUCUGCGGCACUUGUUUUGCAGAAUUCAGCAGUCUGGCCAGCGAGAAGUGCCCUUCUCAAGGAGGCUGCACGGCCAUGUCUCAAAGCACCUUCAUUCCGUGGUCGAUGCUCAUUCACGAUCCUGAGUACAAUCUGAAUGAUGAUCUUGCCGCUGAGCCCAGUAGCAAGGUCAAGUCAGUGCACAACGUGAUUCAGAACGAGAUCGCGCCCUACAAUGAGAAGGUUCUCAUCUUUGCAGCUUACAAUGGCAUCAAGAUUCAACUUCGGGAAUUCUUGACGUCGCAAGGUCUUGCGGUGUACCUUACCAAUGGAGCCAAGAACGACCCUGAACAGAUUGAGGCGUUCAAAAACCACAAAGGCACCGCUGUCCUCAUCCAGAGUCUCAUGUCUGCCGAGAGCGCUGGCACCAACCUGGUGGAAGCGAACCACGUCAUGUUUGCCGGUGCCCUCAGCACCGACACGGUCAACUACGACAUGUACAUGAGACAGGCAAAGGGAAGAGUUGUCCGCCAGGGACAAAUGAAGGGCGUUAUUGUAUACCACUUUGCAUCUCUGGGCACUCUCGAGUUCGACGCCAUGAACAGGCGCUUGAAGGGAAAGCUGACCGACUGGGGCGAAAUCCCUGGCCGUGUUGAUCUUCCUCUCGCAGACCCCGCGCCCGUCAGCCCGCACUACCCCAUCAUGUUCCGCCCUUUUAUAAACGAGGUUCAGUCCGAGAGGCUUCUAAGCUCUGUCGAGUUUGAGGAGUUUGAGAUGGAGUAA